This is a messenger RNA of Perca flavescens (yellow perch), 720 nucleotides long. Its product is annotated as lamin-A-like. The coding region runs from base 77 to 652 and encodes 191 amino acids. Gene Ontology annotation, cellular component: nuclear lamina; nuclear envelope. NCBI's taxonomy places the organism in Eukaryota, Metazoa, Chordata, Actinopteri, Perciformes, Percidae. Gene Ontology annotation, biological process: nuclear pore localization; heterochromatin formation; nuclear migration. The transcript is spliced from 6 exons. Gene Ontology annotation, molecular function: structural constituent of cytoskeleton. The record is from RefSeq and is a predicted model, not a curated record.
UGUUAGUUUGGCUGUUUUUGUCAUCUUGUUUAUUCUGUUACUUCUCUUUUCUGUGUGGAAAUGGAGACAAAACAAAAUGAACACAAAGAUAAGCCACAGGGAUGUAACUGAUCCGUCUGUCACUGCAGAAGAAGCCGAGGCUUUGACAGGAAAAAAGGGAAAGGAGAUCAAACUUUUGAAGAAGCAGCUCCAGGAUGAGCAGAAGAAGAAAGAGGAAGCUGAGAAAGCUCUGGAGGAGCUGAUGGCCAAAAAUAUGGAGGAACAUGCAAGCGGAGUUGAAGUGAGGGAGCAUGAAGAUUCUGAUUACGAGGAGGACAAGACGGGCUCUGUCAUUGUUCAUGAGGUUGGGCGAAAUGGCAACUAUAUCUAUCUCAGAAACACGUUGAGUGAGGACCAACAAAUGGGAGAAUGGAAUUUAGAAAUGCAGAUCAACGACACAGAACCCAUCACAUACACAUUUCCGAAAACAUUCAAGCUCAAGGCUGACAAAAUCAUCACAAUUGCUGUCCCAGGUUAUGGUAGCCUUCAAUAUCCCACUGAUCUUAUAUGGAGGGAGCUGAAGUCCUGGACCCCCGGAGACAAACUCAAGUUCACCCUCACCAGCAACAAGGGAGAGAUCAAAUCAACUCAGUUAAUAGUCUCUGGAAGAUAAUAAUUAGCCUGCUGUCAUACUAUGUUUUUACCUUACCUUUCUGUUCCUUUUUACUACAAUAAUCUCCC